Messenger RNA from Aspergillus steynii IBT 23096, 2262 nucleotides. RefSeq names its product Zn(II)2Cys6 domain-containing transcription factor hasF (gene hasF). The transcript has 4 exons. The record is from RefSeq and is a predicted model, not a curated record. NCBI's taxonomy places the organism in Eukaryota, Fungi, Ascomycota, Eurotiomycetes, Eurotiales, Aspergillaceae. Bases 1 to 2262 code for a protein of 753 amino acids. Gene Ontology annotation, biological process: regulation of DNA-templated transcription; DNA-templated transcription. Gene Ontology annotation, molecular function: DNA binding; zinc ion binding; DNA-binding transcription factor activity, RNA polymerase II-specific.
AUGGACUCCGCGAACAGCGCCCGGCCUUCGGUCGGAAGUCCCCCGACGGCGCCAGUCGGGGGUAUUCAAAAAGGCCGCCAGCGGACCAUCACUGCGUGUCUAACGUGUCGUCGUCGGAAAGUCAAGUGCGACCAUGCGCAGCCUGUCUGCUCCCCUUGCCAGCGGGGAAAUCGGGUUUGUACAUACGUGAAUCCCCAAUUAUCGUCGCAGGCGCAACCCCACUCUACGGCCAACCGCGUGUCGCGACCUAACCUACGGUCUGGACAAGACGAGAUCAGGAACCGUUUGGAGAGACUGGAGAAGCUCCUAGAAAGAGCGAUCGCUGGUGGUGGUGAGAAUGCCUCACCACUGUUGGAUGCGCAAGGUCCUGGCAUGGACACGCCGCAUGAUGAGCAAAGAGGUGCCACUGGUGGGGCGAUGCCCGAUCCCAGGAACGAAACUCUGUCAGUAGAUGGAUACGAUGGUGCCUUGCUCUUAGAACCGGAAAGUGGUCAGUCGCGAUGGGUCUCGUCCUUACAUUACGCGCUGCUGGCGGACGAGAUCCACGACGUGAAAAUGCUACUUGGUGAUCAAGCACGGGGUGUUCCUGGGGACAGUCCCUCCUCCGAGCGGGAAACCACUCCCUUCCCGCUUUCCAACGCCGGGAGCGACAGUCUGACGGCGUGGCUUCCCAGGUCCGCAGAAGACUGCUUUGCAUUGCUAGAAAUCUUCUUUGCCAAUGUCGAUCCAAUGACACGCCUGGUGCACAAGCCCUCCCUCCGACGACGCCUUAAGCUUUAUGUGCACCAAAACUAUGGCAUCAUGAAUCAGGACGCGCAUGAGGAAAGCGAAGGAUCUGUGCCGGACCCCUCGAUCCACACCUUUGAGCCCUUGGCCUUGGCUCUUUUUUAUUCAGCUGUGAAUAGCAUGCCGCCGGAAUCCGUACUCGGGCAGUUCUCUGCCGAUAAGGAGAUGCUGCUGGCCCAGUUCCAACGGGGAGUGGAGCUAGGGCUUGGAAGAGAAGGCUUUUUGACAACCCCAAGUAUCGAAGUACUACAGGCAUUUGUUCUCCUUCUGACCUGUCAAUCACGGGAAGAUGAUAUGUCAAGAACUUGGACUCUGCUUGGUCUCGCUGUCAGGAUGGCACUCUCUCAAGGCCUCCACAGAGAGCCUUCCCUGUUCCCCUCAAAAAACAUGGACGUCAUCCAGGUGGAAAUUCGCCGCCGUUUAUGGCACCAAAUAUGUCAUCUCGAUUUUAGAUCUGCGGAGGCCAGGGGCCAGGAGCCAACUAUUGCUGACGAGGAUUACACAACUCUGCUACCUAGGAAUGUUGAUGAUGAAGACCUUGUGGAGGGAGCACAUCCCACCACCGAAACCUAUUCCCCACCGGGAUUCACAGACAUGACAGGACACUUGAUCCGACUCAAUGGAAUCCAUUGUUUCAGGAGAAUUGUGCGAAGCACUUACCGCUUAGAACGACGGAUCAAGGCCUCAGCUUUCCAAGGAAAUGCCAGUCUGUAUCCAAUUGCCGAACUCCAGGCUUUGUUUAUCGAAGUUCGCAAUAUGGUAGACGACAUGGCCUCGCAUAUCCAAUCACAGUAUUUGCAGUUCUGUGAUUCCAAUAUACCAAUGCAGCGGCUUGCACUUGGUCUUGCGGCAAUUAUUGAAUGGAGAUGUUGGUCAAUCUUCUGGCUGCGCACCCCAAAACAAUACCGGGAGGCAGUGGUGAACCCAGAAAUCCGUCAAACCGUAUUGGAAAAGUCCGUGAGCUUGAUGGAAAGCAUGAAUAUGAUCACAGACGACAAAGACGCUCAAAGGUUCCAAUGGCAUAUCGGAGGCCAUUCCUGUUUCCAAGCCAUCAUGCAUAUCGUUUCGGAGCUAGAAACACCGGAGUUCCAGGCGUCUAAUCACAAUAUGCUACGUUCUCGUGCCCUGACUGUCCUUCGAAGUACAAUGAACAUGAAAGGACGUGAAAUCAGCUCAACGUGGAACGUUAUCAACCGAAUCAUCUCAAACUGUCUGGCUAAGAACUCCCCACAGUCAUUCCCCCUAACUCCAUACUCAGCCCUUUUCCCUCCAAAUGCAAUGAUACCCGACAUCGGCACAACGACAUCUAUGGCUCCUCCCCAGACAUUUGCAGAGGUCUCCUCAGUGUCAGGGAACCCAGUCAUCGAGACUUCGUUGCCCGACCUUGCUGAGCUGGGAAGCCUGGACAUGCAGGAUCCAUCCAUGUCCUUUGACUGGGUUGGUUACCCGACGAUUCUACGAACAGGCUUUUGCUAA